Hirsutella rhossiliensis is the source of this 1482-nucleotide messenger RNA. RefSeq lists its product as uncharacterized. NCBI's taxonomy places the organism in Eukaryota, Fungi, Ascomycota, Sordariomycetes, Hypocreales, Ophiocordycipitaceae. The coding region runs from base 1 to 1482 and encodes 493 amino acids. The record is from RefSeq and is a predicted model, not a curated record. The transcript has a single exon.
AUGACAGCAGGGUCAGACGGGCCCGCGGCCGCCACCUCCAUACCUGUAUCCGGCAGUCCAUCACCGGGCUCCGAAUUCAACAACACAAAGCUCCAUCUCCUGCUUCCCGCCACCCGGAGCAACGUCAACCUGUGCAAGACGCUGCUCACUCUGACCAUCCUGGGCUAUCCCACUCCCCACAUCAUUGGCUGGGAGGCGCAAGACGGCGACGAGGCUCUCCGCGGCGGCGGCUCGCACUUGGCCAAGAUCACCGCCGGCCUCGAGUACGUCAACGAUGCCGAGCGCCGCAAGCAGCCGGGCUUCGACGACGAGCUCAUCUUCAUGAUUGACAGCUACGACAUUUGGUUCCAACUGCCGGUCGAGGUCCUCAUCGCGCGGUACCGGGCCAUUGUCGCCCAGGAGGACGCCCGUGUCGCCCGGCGCAUGGGCCGUGCCUUUGACCGCGAGGGCAUCCGCUCCCAGGUCAUCUUUGGAGCGGGCAAGCGCUGCGCGCCCAACCAGCUCCACACCGUGGCCUGCUACCCCGUCCCGGAGUCGCCGCUGCCCAUGGACCUCCGUCGCGGCAACGCCGACACGCUCCUCGGCCGCAACAUCUUCAGCAACUUCCGCACCCGGUACCUCAACUCGGGCUACAUCAUCGGCCCCGUCGGAGCCGUGCGCCCGAUGCUGGAAAAGGCCAAGGAGAGGCUGGACCAGUGUGCCCAGCGAACGGCAGCUUGGUUCGACAACGGCUCGGGCCGCUCAGAUGAGUGCUACCAUGGGAGCGACCAGAGCAUCUUUGCCGACAUGUACGGGGAGCAAGAGAUUCAUCGCGAGGUGAUGCGCCGCCGCCACCGCACUCUUCUCGACGACUGGCUGGACGUGGUGGUUCCCAAUCGGCCCGGAGCCCGGCCGGCUCCGUCCCACGUCCUGAACCUGCCCGUCCAAGACUAUCUGAAGCCGGCUUUUACACACCAGGCCUACCGAGCGUCCCAUGCACCUGGCGGGAAGCCCUUUGAGUUUGGCAUUGGCCUCGACUAUUGGUCCCUCUUGGGGCACCAGACGGCCAACGCAGAGUUCGAUUCCCGCUACAUCCGACACGACAAGGCUCUGGAGCCGCAGGUGGGCCAGCAGGGCAUCUUUGACUGCGCCGCCAAGGCCCCGAUGCCCACGGACGUGCCCCAAGAGGCGGCGGUGCUCCGGCUCCUCGAUGACGGGCCCGACCGGUGGGAGACGAUGCCGCUGUACACGGAAAUCUGCGUGGGCAGCGUGCCCGUCAUGAUCCACCACAACUCGGUGGACAAGAGCUGGCGCGAGAAGCAGUGGAACCAGACAUGGUGGCACGGAUGGUCGCGCAGGCUGCUCGAGGAGCGGCAAAAGGCCGGGACGCCGCAGCUCAUGGAAGGGGUCCCCACGGACAAGGGAACGAGGCUGCGGUGGGAAAAGCUGUGUCCUCACGAGGUGGAGGGGGAGCUGUUUAGAGACGCGGACCAGGUCUCUUGA